Molecule: messenger RNA, 2212 nt
Organism: Nymphaea colorata (pocket water lily)
Lineage: Eukaryota; Viridiplantae; Streptophyta; Magnoliopsida; Nymphaeales; Nymphaeaceae
Product: 3beta-hydroxysteroid-dehydrogenase/decarboxylase
Exons: 12
Coding region: 16-1773 (585 amino acids)
Biological process (GO): steroid biosynthetic process
Molecular function (GO): 3-beta-hydroxy-Delta5-steroid dehydrogenase (NAD+) activity
Source: RefSeq, a predicted model, not a curated record
GGCGAGACGGGAAUAAUGGCAGAGACCGGAAGCUGCCAAGAGAUGGCGGCGUCCGACGAGGGAUCGGCUGGGAGCCGAGCGGAGUUACGGACGUGCGUUGUUUUGGGCGGUCGCAGCUUCGUAGGGAGGCCCCUCGUUGCCAUGCUCCUGCGAUCCCGCGAAUGGAAAGUCAGGAUAGCAGAUGCCGGCUCGUCCUUGGUCCUCGAUCCCGACGAGGAGGACUCCGACCUCUCCCGCGCGCUCCUCUCCGGCAGUGCUUCGUAUAUCGCGGUCGACAUUGGCGACAAAUCGCAGCUCAUCAGAGCAUUUGAAGGAUCCAUUGUUGUAUUUCACAUGGAUGCAUUAUCCUUUACAAAUGAUUUCCUUUCCCAGUACAAAACCAUUGUUCAAGGUACAAAGAAUGUAAUUGGUGCCUGUAGACAUUGCAGAGUCAAAAGGCUUAUGUACAACGGUUCAGCAGAUGUGGUUUUUGAUGGCAAAAAUGAUGUGCAUAAUGUGGAUGAGCGUUUGCCAUAUCCUUCCAGAUUUGAAGAAGUGCAUAAUGACUUAAAGGCUCAGGCAGAGACACUAGUCCUGUCGGCAAAUUCUGUUGAUGGCCUGGUUACAUGUGCAUUGCGUCCUGCCAAUGUCUUCGGCCUUGGAGAUCCAUACCUUCUUCCACUUAUCACCAGUCAGGCAAAAGCUGGUCGUUCUAAGUACAUCAUAGGGAAUGGUGAAAAUAUGUGGGAUUUCACGUACGUUGAUAAUGUUGCACAUGCCCAUAUCUGUGCUGAACAAGCUUUGAGAUCAAAUACAGGUGAUGUGGCUGGAAAGGCUUUUUUCAUAACCAAUGGUGCGCCAAUGAAACUUUGGCAAUUCAUUUCACUUGUGUUAGAUGGCUUAGGCUAUGAAAGGCCCACUAUACAUCUUCCUGUUAAACCUGUUUUGCUGAUGACCAUGUUGGCUGAACAUUUGGAUAGAAUGUCAACUACAUACCGGAGGGGGUCUUCCUAUCUUUCUCUUUCAGCUGCUUGUCAACUGUCCUGCACAAAAACUUAUGACUGUUCUGAAGCAAAAAGGCUUUUGGGGUACUCACCAAUAGUCACUGUGGAGGAAGGGAUCACAUUGACCAUUGAUUCAUGCUCCCAUUUGGUAUCAGUUUUUCCUCAGUUAAAACGUCGAGAUUUCUCUGUUCCAUCAAAAUCAUUCAAACUACUUGGUGGUGGUGAAGUUGCAGACAUUAUAUUAUGGCGGGAUGAGCAGAAAACCUUUGUGCACAUUCUUGCAUUGUUUUUCACCUUUUACUGGUUUUUUCUUUCUGAGAGAACUCUUAUAUCAUCUACGGCUAAGCUCUUCCAAUUGGCUUUCAUUGGCCUUUUUAUCCAUGGCUAUCUUCCUUCAUCGAUAUUUGGCAUCAAAGUUCAGAAGAUAUCACCUUCUUGCUUUGAGGUAUCACUCACAUCAAUCCGUCCAUUAUUUGUUCUGCUAGCAAGCAAGUGGAACAGAGGAAUCGACUUAUUGCGGUACCUGGCCCAGGGAGAUGACUGGGUUACUUGUAUGAAGGUCAUGGGCGCUCUUUUCUUAAUGAAAGUGCUUCUCUCGUUGUCAUCUUUGACUUUGAUUGGAGCAGGUCUGGUCUUCGUCUUUACUGCUUUCUACAUAUAUGAACAAAUGGAAGAAGAAAUCGAUGGCUUAGUGCUAGCCCUUGCUACAUUUCUCACUACAGACUUGCCUGUCCACGUAAGAGAAUAUAUCAACAGGAUAAUUCAGUGGAAAAACAAGAGAGCUCUUUGAAAGUUCAGUGACUACCCAUGCCGCUCCAUGGAUGAGUUUACUUUUAAUUUUUUGAUUGGCAUGGUCCUUCCAACGACUUAACAAGCUAUAGAGAUGCAAUACUAAGGUACGAUCAUUGUCCUUGCUUGUCAGCUAUUAUGCUGAAUGCUUCUUGAACUGAUAUGUCAAAUUUUUUCCAUCCCUAAGCCGUUCGAAGCUGUUUGAUCUAGCUUCCUUGUAGUUGAUGAUGGAAAUAGUGUCAAAGCGAAGAUAAGCUGUCAGAACAUGUUUGUGAACAUCUUCUAUUGUUUAUAUGUUCAUCUCACAUACGAGGUUUUGUAUUUCCCUAAAAAACCGAACAUGAACUGGUGUGCUUUAUUUGUCUACAUCUAUAAGGGUGUGUUGGGGUGCAUCGAACUUUUCCAACCAAGGUGCAGAAAAUCCUUCUCUUGAGUGUUUC